AUACAUUUACAUUUUACAAAACUUGUACUUGUGUACAUUGAUAAAUACAGGUACACAUGAAUACGAGUCACGUCUCUUACACAUAAUAGCAAUAGUUAAAUAAAAUCUAUAAUAAAGAUGGAGGACAAGAAUCGGGAUUCGGAUCGUGAAAAUAAAAAAGAGGAUAAUCAUGAUAAAAAUGCUAAAAGCAAAAGCAGCUCGAAAAAACGCGACCGGAAGAAAAAAAAUCAGACGGCGAAUUCUGGUGAAAACAAUCAGAUUAUUAGCCCGACGAUGACCAGUUCGGAGAUGACGAGCACAAACGCCUCCGGUGAAGUACCUGGAGCCUGCUUUUCAAUAAAAGAAAUCCAGAUGGCGAUGGAGGUUUUGAAGAUGCAGCACAAACCUGCUAAAACUCAAGAAGAAGCUCUGCAGAAGACUUAUCAGUUCUGGAGCACACAGCCUGUUCCUAAAAUGGAUGAAAAAAUAUCAAUAAAUGAACCAAUUGAGCCGAACAAGACAUCAAUAAGGCCAGAACCUUAUUCACUGCCAGCUGAUUUUCAAUGGGAUACUUUAAACCUCGACGACCCUCUAGUUCUCGCAGAGCUUUACACUUUGUUAUCAGAAAACUAUGUUGAGGAUGAUGACGCCAUGUUCCGAUUUGAUUACCCUCAGAAUUUUUUAAAGUGGGCGCUGCAACCACCAGGCUGGUGUAAAGAAUGGCACUGCGGUGUGCGCGUUUCAAAAAGUGGACGUCUUGUUGGUUUUAUAUCAGCAAUUCCCGCAACGCUACGCGUUUAUGACCACACCCAGAAAAUGGUGGAGAUAAAUUUCCUGUGCGUCCAUAAAAAGCUCAGGUCAAAGCGCGUCGCUCCAGUUCUGAUCCGCGAAAUAACCAGGCGAGUAAAUCUUCAAGGUAUUUUCCAGGCAGUUUACACUGCUGGUGUGGUGUUGCCAAAACCAAUCGCCACUUGUCGGUACUGGCAUCGCUCAUUGAACCCAAAGAAACUUAUCGAGAUUAAAUUCUCUCAUUUGUCUCGUAACAUGACCAUGCAGAGAACGCUCAAAUUUUACAAGCUCCCGGAGACUCCGCGUACUCCUGGAUAUAGAAAGUUGGAAGAGCGCGAUGUUAAUCGAGCUCACAAGUUACUCAAUGAGUAUCUCGAGAAGUUUGACUUGGCACCAGUUUUCACGAAGGAAGAAUUUCGACACUGGUUCUUACCGCAGGAUGGUAUAAUAAACAGUUUUGUUGUUGAAAAUGAUAAUAAAAUAACAGAUCUAGUUAGUUAUUACACAUUACCGAGUUCAGUAAUGCAUCACCAAGUCCACAAAACACUACGAGCUGCCUACAGUUUUUAUAAUGUUUCUACUAAAACACCAUGGGUUGAAUUGAUGACUGAUGCAUUAAUUUCAGCAAGAAAUCUGGACUUCGAUGUGUUCAAUGCAUUAGACCUAAUGGAUAAUAAAGAAUUUUUAGAAAAUCUAAAAUUCGGUAUUGGCGACGGGAAUCUUCAAUACUACCUCUACAAUUGGCGCUGUCCCAGUAUGACGCCCAACAAAAUUGGCUUAGUUUUGCAAUAGACUAACCUGAUAAAUAAAAUGAAUUAACACUAAAAAAAACAAAUAAAAAAAAAACAAUGUUUUUUCAAUCACACUCCUAGUUCUAGUGUUAAUUACAUCAAUAAAAUAUUAUUACUACUUUCUAUUUUAAUUUAGUAAAUAAAUAAAUAAAAAAAUUAAAAGUUUACCAAAUUUCUUGAUUAGACUGUAAGCUUAUUCCAAUAGAAA
Cotesia glomerata is the source of this 1767-nucleotide messenger RNA. RefSeq names its product glycylpeptide N-tetradecanoyltransferase 1 (gene Nmt). Bases 118 to 1560 code for a protein of 480 amino acids. Lineage: Eukaryota; Metazoa; Arthropoda; Insecta; Hymenoptera; Braconidae. Gene Ontology annotation, molecular function: glycylpeptide N-tetradecanoyltransferase activity. Gene Ontology annotation, cellular component: cytoplasm. Gene Ontology annotation, biological process: N-terminal peptidyl-glycine N-myristoylation. The record is from RefSeq and is a predicted model, not a curated record. The transcript has 7 exons.